Messenger RNA from Nanorana parkeri, 4568 nucleotides. RefSeq names its product DCC netrin 1 receptor (gene DCC). Gene Ontology annotation, molecular function: protein binding. Gene Ontology annotation, cellular component: membrane. The transcript is spliced from 29 exons. Lineage: Eukaryota; Metazoa; Chordata; Amphibia; Anura; Dicroglossidae. Gene Ontology annotation, biological process: cell-cell adhesion. Bases 1 to 4365 code for a protein of 1454 amino acids. The record is from RefSeq and is a predicted model, not a curated record.
AUGCAGUUCCGGCCGCCAGGCGGUUUUGUUCGUUUGUCCGCCCCCCCUGCACUUACCUCUCUCCUCGCUGGCCGCGUCUUCCGGGCCCCGCCCUCCUCACUGACAGCCGAUGCGUCAGGUUCCCAGGUGAAAAGCUUCACUUCAUUAUGGUUCACCUCUGAGCCGUUAGACGUGGUCACCAUGAGGGGGAGUUACGUGGUUUUAAACUGUUCGGCAGCCUCGGAUCGAGGGUCUCCGACCAUCAAGUGGAAAAAGGAUGGCGUUUACCUGAACCUUGCCAUAGACGACCGAAGACAACAGCUGCCCAAUGGAUCUCUUAUAAUACAGACUGUGGUACAUUCCAGACAUCACCGGCCGGACGAAGGUUCCUACCAGUGCGAGGCAUCUGUGGAGGGUAUUGGUGCAAUUAUCAGUCGGACGGCUAAAGUAUUGGUGGCUGGUCCGCUGAGGUUCCUGUCCCAGACGGAAUCGGUCACGUCUUUCCUGGGCGAUACAGUUUUACUGAAGUGUGAAAUAGUUGGUGAGCCCAUGCCCACUAUACACUGGCAGAAGAAUCAAGAAGACCUGGUGCUGAUUCCUGGUGAUACCCGUGUGCUGGUUCUGCCUUCAGGUACACUUCAGAUAAGUCGGCUUCAAGCAGGAGAUGCUGGACUCUACAGAUGCUUGGCCAAAAACCCCGGUAGCUCCAGGACGGGGAAUGAGGCUGAAAUUCGCCUUUUAUCCGAAUCCGGCUUACACCGACAACAAAUCUUUCUGCAAAGACCUUCCAACGUAGCUGUUGUGGAAGGACAGGACGCCGUCCUCGAGUGUGCUGUCUCUGGGUACCCGACGCCAACCGUCUUCUGGAUGCAUGGGGAGGAAUUCAUCCUGACAAGGACGAGGAAAUACUCGCUGCUGGGAGGCAGUAAUCUGCUGAUUUCCAAUGUAACAGAGGACGAUGCUGGGGUGUACACCUGCGUGGUCACCUACAAGAAUGAAAACAGCACCGCCGCAGCAGAACUAAGCGUCCUGGUGCCGCCGCGAUUUCUAAACCACCCAGCCAACCUAUACGCCUACGAAAGCAUGGAUAUCGAGUUUGAAUGCACUGUCACUGGAAAGCCAGCUCCGACCAUCCAGUGGAUCAAGAAUGGAGAAGUAGUUAUUCCCAGUGACUACUUCCAGAUAGUGAGUGGCAGUAAUCUCAGGAUAUUAGGUCUUGUGAAGUCGGAUGAAGGUUAUUAUCAGUGUAUCGCUGAGAAUGAGGCUGGGACCGCUGAGACAUAUGCACAACUCCUCAUCCCUGAACCCGCUGUACCCAGCUCCAGUGUCCUCCCCUCUGCUCCCCGCGAUGUGGCCCCUGUCUUGGUCUCUAGUCGAUUUGUACGUCUCAGCUGGCGACCCCCCGUGGACACCAGAGGGAAUAUACAAGCCUACACCGUCUACUACUCCAAGGACGGACAACACAGGGAACGGGCCUUGAACACAACACAGUCGGUAGCCUUGCAGCUAACAGUGGGGAACCUAAAACCAGAGGAGACCUAUUCUUUCCGAAUUGUCGCCUACAAUGAAUGGGGGCCAGGGGAGAGCUCACAGCCUGUUAAAGUUUCAACACAGCCAGAACUACAAGUGCCAGGACCAGUAGAAAAUCUUCAGGUGGUCUCUACAUCUCCUACAUCAAUUCUGAUUUCCUGGGAACCGCCAGCUUACGCGAACGGCCCUGUUCAAGGCUACAGAGUUCUGUGUACAGAAACUAUUUCAGGAAGAGAACAGAACAUCGAAGUUGAUGGACUUUCUUACAGACUUGAAGGCCUUCGGAAGUUUACAGAAUACAGUAUAAGAGUUCUGGCCUACAAUCGUUACGGCCCUGGGGUCUCAACAGAAGAACACGCAAUCAUGACCUUAUCAGAUGUACCAAGCGCCAUGCCUCAGAAUGUCUCCUUAGAAGUGGUGAACUCCAGGAGUAUAAAAGUGAGCUGGUUACCACCCCCCUCAGGAACGCAGAAUGGAUUUAUUUCCGGGUACAAAAUCCGCCACAGAAAAACCACCCGACGGGGGGAGCUGGAGACAAUAGAGCCCAAUAACCUUUGGUACCUGUUCACAGGUCUCGAGAAGGGCAGUCAAUACAGUUUUCAAAUCUCUGCAAUGACAGUUAAUGGAACUGGACCUUCAUCUGAUUGGUACACAACAGAAACACCAGAAAAUGAUCUUGAUGAAUCCCAGGUGCCAGACCAGCCCAGUUCUCUUCAUGUCAGACCACUCACUACCAGCAUCAUUAUGAGUUGGACACCACCACUGAACCCCAACAUCGUGGUGCGGGGGUACAUCAUUGGCUACGGCGUCGGGAGCCCUUAUGCUGAGACGGUGCGGGUAGACAGCAAGCAGCGAUAUUAUUCCAUUGAGAAUUUGGAACCAAGCUCCCAUUAUGUAAUUUCUCUGAAAGCUUUUAAUAACGCUGGCGAAGGUGUUCCUCUUUAUGAAAGUGCAACAACCCGAUCGCAAACCGACCCCCUGGAUCCCUCAGAAAUUGAGUUUUAUCCUUUUAUUGAUGAUUUCCCCACCUCCGUCCCAGAAAUGUCCACCCCCAUGCUUCCACCAGUAGGUGUUCAGGCAGUGGCGUUAACGCACGAUGCCGUGAGGGUCAGCUGGGCGGAUAACUCUGUCCUAAAGAACCAGAAGACAGCAGAGGUCCGUUUCUACACCAUACGAUGGAGAACUAGCUACUCAACCAGCUCAAAAUACAAGUCUGCCGAUACAACAGCUUUAAGCCACACCGCCACGGGUCUCAAGCCAAACACAAUGUAUGAGUUUUCAGUCAUGGUCACUAAAGGAAGACGAUCGAGCACCUGGAGUAUGACCGCGCACGCCACUACCUAUGAGACAGCUCCAACAUCUGCCCCGAAGGACUUAACAGUUAUCACAAGGGAACGGAAGCCUCGAGCUGUUAUAGUCAGCUGGCAGCCACCAAUCGAAGCCAACGGCAAGAUUACUGCAUAUAUCCUGUUCUAUACCUUGGACAAAAACCUCCAGAUCGAUGACUGGGUCAUGGAGGCGAUCAGCGGCGACAGGCUGACCCACGAGAUCCUCGACCUCAAUUUGGACACCGCUUAUUACUUCCGAAUUCAAGCUCGCAAUGCCAAAGGACUGGGACCCCUCUCCGAUCCCAUACCCUUCAGGACGCCGAAAGUGGAACAUCCUGACAAAAUGGCUAAUGACCAAGGUCGACAUGGUGAUGGAUCAUAUUGGCCAGUGGACACAAACUUAAUUGACAGAAGUAGUCUGAAUGAACCUCCCAUCGGACAGAUGCAUCCGCCGCAUGGUGUCACCCCGCAGAAGAACAGCAAUCUCUUAGUCAUCAUUGUGGUUACUGUCGGAGCAAUCACUAUUUUGGUGGUAGUCAUAGUAGCCGUUAUCUGCACACGGAGGUCGUCAGCACAGCAGAGAAAAAAACGGGCCACACACAGCGCUAGUAAGAGGAAAGGCAGCCAGAAGGAACUUAGGCCUCCAGAUCUUUGGAUCCACCAUGAGGAGAUGGAGAUGAAGAACAUAGAGAAGCCAGCUGGAUCGGAAACUCAGGGCCGUGACUCCCCCCGGCCAAGCUGUCAAGACAUCACGCCUGUUAGCCACAGCCAAUCAGAGUCUCAGCUGGGCAGCAAAAGUUCACAUUCCGGUCCAGAUCCAGAUGAAGUUGGGAGUAACAUUUCCACAUUAGAGCGCUCUCUAGCUGCCAGAAGGGCAACAAGGGCCAAGCUCAUGAUUCCAAUGGAGUCACAGGCCAACAAUCAACCUGUCGUCAGUGCUAUACCGGUUCCCACGCUAGAAAGUGCCCAAUAUCCAGGAAUCCUUCCGUCACCGACCUGUGUCUAUCCGCACCCACAAUUCACACUUCGACCCGUACCCUUCCCUACGCUCUCAGUGGAUAGGGGGUUCGGACCUAGUCGAGCAGUGAAUGAAGCCGCUCAGUCCCAGCAGUCAUCUGUCAUAUCCCACGCACAGCCAGAACAUCCGACCAAUGAGGAUGCUCCCAGCCGGACGAUUCCUACCGCCUGCGUUCGGCCGACACACCCGCUGCGCAGCUUUGCCAAUCCCUUGUUGCCUCCACCAAUGACUGCAAUGGAACCUAAAGUCCCUUACACACCGCUGCUAUCUCAGACAGUGUCAAGCCUACCUAAGCCACAAGUAAAGACGGCAUCGUUGGGGCUGGCAGGGAAAGCAAGAUCCCCACUUCUCCCAGUUUCAGUUCCAACAGCCCCAGAAGUGUCAGAGGAAAGCCACAAACAUACAGAUGACCCAGCCAGUGUAUACGAACAGGACGAUUUAAGUGAACAAAUGGCUAGUCUGGAGGGUUUGAUGAAGCAGCUCAACGCUAUCACAGGCUCCGCCUUCUGAGCUUAGAAUUGGCUCCUUUCGCUGCUGCCGGAGCCUGGAAAAACAUUGCAGAGCAAUGUACUUUUAGCUCCCUUGGCAGCAAGGGGUUAAUGGGACACCUAGGAGCAUUGCAGCAUACCAGUGUAUUAAAUCUCACCAGUGAAAACAUCCACACAGACCACACAGGAAUAACCCGUGGAUUUAUUACAUCGAGAAUCCUCAUG